UUUAGUUGAUAAAACCCCAAACAGCCGGUACUGUUUCCCAUGGAAACGAAAUCUGUGCCGAAACCUACCAAGGCUAGAUCGUCACAGUAACAUGAACAUGCAAUGUCAGCUGUAAAAUUCAAGUAGUGAAUACAUUAAAAUAUCAACAUAUAACCUUAGAAUUACGGACCCUGCAAUGUGCACGAAAAUGAAUCCUGAUCGUUUCAACCCUACCCUCUCAGUUGAUGAGUACCUUGCUGAGAGCAACGUGCUUUUCUACCUGAACGAUGCUGUGACCCAGCUUCUGGAACACAAGGAGGAAUACACCCAGUUUGGCAUCGUCCGUUACUUUGCAGAAUACUUUAGCAGUGUGAAGAACGGCAACCAUGUACUGUUCAGAGAGUUCGGCUACAUCAAGGCCACAGCUCAUAACAGGGCCUCCUUCAUCCGCGUCCUCUGGAGGUGCUUCCGACAGAUCGGGAAGAAUGGAGACCUCCUGGCCAUGUUGGAGUACAGCUCACUUCUGCAGCUUCUCUGUCCAGACUUCCCAGUGGAGAUGGUACAACAUGCAGCAAGGAUAGUGCUAAUGGAUGAUGCCAUGGACUGCCUCAUGUCCUUCUCGGAUUUCCUCUUCUCUUUCCAAAUCCAGUUCUACUUCGAAGAGUUCCUGGAGAGUAUUGCUGUGAUCUACCAGGACCUGCUGUCAGGGAAAAGCCCCAACACUGUGAUCGUCCCAACCUCUACCUCAGUGGAACAGCUCCCCCAGGUGGCCACAGAGGAAACUGAGGCCCAGGAAGGAGUGGACUCCUCUGUCUUUGGAGAGUGCAUCGAGGUGCUUUGUGAAAGGUUCAAACACAACCAUCCUUCUACAUCUGCCAUUAGAGAGGUUCUGGAGCUAACACAGAGAGUGACAUUCUAUGGCUUUGUGAUGACUCUGGUCAGACAUGAGGGCGUCAACCAGGACAUUGGUGCCCUACCAAACAAGUCAGAGCUUCUCAUUGACCCUGAGAUGGACCAGGAAGUGGAGAAACUCAUUGCCCAGAUCGCUAUCAGUCCUACGUCCAACAGCAGCAGCAGUGUACCAGGACACAAGGAGCCCCCUAGGAAGGCCUCCCCACGCAAGUCCCUUCACCACCGCAAGAGGAUCGAGAUGGAGAGUGACGGAUCCACCGAGGAGACAGACUCCUCAGAGAACUGAGCCUGGACUGAGGCUGACCUCCCAAUGGCCCUUGGUCUCCCAUCAACACACUUGUACUUCCACUGACGGACUAAACUUGUCAUUAACCCUGUUACAGCUAUAGUGUCUGUGUUACAACUGUGUACUUUAGGCGAUUUUCUGUAGAACUGUUAUAUAUUUAGUACUAUGAGAACCUGUCUGAUGAUUGCGUUCCCUGUCUGAAAAGUGUGAAAGUUUUAUUUUACAAUAACGUCUCUUCAGGUUGGAGCUGUAAUUCAGUGUUCCCUACCUGGUAACACGCAUUCUUUCAUGUAGUUAUUUAUGAUGUGAUAUAUCUAUGUAAUUUAUGAUUACCAACCCUGUAUCAACUAACAUAAAGAUUGUUGCUGUGUGUCACAA
Messenger RNA from Salvelinus fontinalis (brook trout), 1555 nucleotides. RefSeq names its product centriolar satellite-associated tubulin polyglutamylase complex regulator 1 (gene cstpp1). The transcript is spliced from 9 exons. The coding region runs from base 176 to 1177 and encodes 333 amino acids. The record is from RefSeq and is a predicted model, not a curated record. NCBI's taxonomy places the organism in Eukaryota, Metazoa, Chordata, Actinopteri, Salmoniformes, Salmonidae.